Molecule: messenger RNA, 996 nt
Organism: Argiope bruennichi
Lineage: Eukaryota; Metazoa; Arthropoda; Arachnida; Araneae; Araneidae
Exons: 1
Coding region: 1-996 (331 amino acids)
Biological process (GO): DNA integration
Molecular function (GO): nucleic acid binding
Source: RefSeq, a predicted model, not a curated record
AUGGUUCAAGAGGAUUGCUUUGUAGACGAGAGAGAUAAUAAAUUAAAAACUUUAGGAGUAUUUAAGGAUCAGAGUGGAAUCCUCAGACUGAAAACGAAACUUACCUUUCGACAGGAUUCAGAAGAGUUUAAAACUCCAGCUAUUCUUCCGUCCGAUCAUGAGGUGGUCAAGAGAUUAAUACGAUAUUAUCACGAAAAAAAUGCACAUGCUGAUACCCAAAUUUUAAUAAAUAUUCUUCGAGAGAGAUUUUGGCUUCUUAAUGCUCGAAAAACGGUGAGAUCUCUGAUUAAUAAGUGCACCGUAUGUAGAAGAUUUUCUGCAAAAAGCGUGCAAGUUUGCACAGCAACCCCUCCAAACGACAGACUCCGAGAAGCGGCUGUGUUUGAAAUUUGUGGCAUUGAUUUUGCUGGUCCAGUGAUCUUAAAAGGUAACACCAAAUCCUGGAUUUGCUUAUUCACCUGCGCCGUAUACAGGGCAGUGCAUCUAGAAUUGGUUGAGUCCAUGUCUACUGAGAGUUUUUUACUAGCCCUUAGAAGAUUUAUAUCCCGCAGAGGAAGAAGUAAAAUAAUUUACUGUGACAACGGAACUAACUUUGUAGGAGCUUCAAAUGCGCUACGAGAUCUAAACUGGAAGCAGAUUAUUGAUGAUACAUCUAUAUCACCAAUUCAAUGGAAGUUUAAUCCACCAACUGCCUCAUGGUGGGGAGGUUGGUGGGAGAGAUUAAUAGGUAUUCUCAAGAGUUUACUGAGGCGAGUACUAGGAAGAGCUUCUUUAACUUCUGAAGAAAUGAUCACCAUUCUCUGCGACUGUGAAGCAGUGAUCAAUUCCCGUCCAUUGACCUAUGUUACUGAAAAUGAUGUUACUUUGAUGCCUUUAAGUCCAUCUCUAUUUCUUCAAGACAUUCAAACAAGUGGUGUUCCUGAUCUUGAUGAUAUUGGACACAGAAGUCUGAAUAAACGAGUCAAAUACAGAGAAAACUUACAAAAGGAUUUGUGA